AUGAACAUUGAGAUCAGUAACACCAUUCAGACUUCUGAACAAGAAAACGAGAUUAAAAAAAAUAACAAUAAGCUGCUCUUUGGUCGGUUUUUCGCAAACUCUAAUUUCGUUCAAGAACGUCUUUUGAAUGUUCCGAAUAGUCUCCAUCAAAUCUUCGAAAUUCACGUCUUACACUGGUUAUAAUAUAUCGUCGACCGUAAUCUUAGAACCAAUCUUGUGACUAUUAUCAGUUUUAUUGGGUAAUUUUCAGACUUCUUGGAACCCAUUAUUUUAUCUCGUGAUCCUCUUUUCUUAACUGGUGAUUUUGACAUGAGCUUUGAUAAUCACAAUCAUACGGCGGCUUGUCAUUUCUUUGAUUUAUCGGAGUUGAUAUCAUUAAAUCGACGCGUGUCGGAAUCAACACAUGAACUGGGCCAUGGAUGCGAUAAUUAA
Pocillopora meandrina is the source of this 432-nucleotide messenger RNA. The record is from the annotation of a GenBank genome assembly. NCBI's taxonomy places the organism in Eukaryota, Metazoa, Cnidaria, Anthozoa, Scleractinia, Pocilloporidae.